AUGCAAGAAAAGAAUGGAAGCCCAACGGAUGGGAUUGGAUACAAUUUAGGCAAGACUGUUCAAAUUGAUGAUGCUAUUGAUGUUGAUGAAGAGAACCUAACUACUGAUGGAUCAUUGCAAAGGAAAUCAAAAAGAAAGGCAACAGAGGUAUGGAAUGAUGCAAUUGAAUUUUAUGAGAAAUGUGUAAGAAAGGUAAAAUGCAACUAUUUCCACCAAGUUCUGUCUCUUGGUAAAAGGGAGUUAACUAACAAGAAGCGAGUCCCUGACGACGCAGACGAGUCACUUGAAGUGAAGAGACUCAAAGAGGACUUUCUCAACGAUCUAAAUGAUCCGAAUCAAUGGAGAGCGACAGAGGAUCUGAACUCCUUCAUGAAGAGUUUUGAAGCAAAGAUUAAUGGCUUUCCAUGGUGUGUGAAUUUUGAGAAUCUGACGUCAGAUUCCAACGAGUCACAGCUAGAUCUCGUGGACCUUUUUGAAGCAUCUAACGAUCAUAGAUGA
Molecule: messenger RNA, 498 nt
Organism: Ilex paraguariensis (yerba mate)
Lineage: Eukaryota; Viridiplantae; Streptophyta; Magnoliopsida; Aquifoliales; Aquifoliaceae
Source: the annotation of a GenBank genome assembly